AUGGCAUCUUCACCUGCACUGGAGAUUCCCCCCUCAUCUUUCACCGUUGACGUGCGAGUCAUAGACACACAAACCGAGCUCUACCUGAACUCCAGUCUAUUCUGGCAGCCUCCACUAGAGGGAUUUGCCGGCCUUAACGCGCCUGUGUAUUGCUUCCUAAUUACCCACGGCGACACACAGGUCGUAUUCGACCUGGGUGUCCGCUCAGACUGGGAGAACUACGCACCGCACAUUGUCUCGCUCAUCAAGGCCACCACCACCGUGACCCGUGGCAAGGAUGUGGCCGCCAUCCUGGAUGCGGAGGCCGAUGCCAGUGGCAUAGUCAAUGUCCGCAGCAGCGACAUCCGUGCAGUUAUUUGGUCGCACAACCACUUCGACCACAUUGGCAACAUGGCCACAUUUCCCGCAUCCACAGACCUGGUUGUUGGACCCGGGGUGCGCGCCGCCUCGAUUCCUGGCUGGCCAGCGGAUUCAGGGAGUGUAGUGUUAACUGGCGACACAGAGGGCAGGACGGUCAGGGAGAUCUCCUUCGCUUCUGGGCUGAAGAUCGGCCAGUUCGAUGCAGUAGACUAUUUCGGCGACGGGUCGUUUUACCUACUCGACGCGCCUGGCCACGCCGUUGGCCACUUGUGUGCUCUCGCGCGAACAACUCCAGACUCCUUUGUCCUGAUGGGGGCUGAUGCGUGCCAUCAUGCCAGCCUCUUGCGCCCGACCGAGUACCUACCUCUCCCUGCGUCUGUGCCGGUGGAAAUACGUGGCUCUUGCCCGGGCGAUGUGCUAGCUGGGCUUAUUGCAUCGAGGGAUCCCGCUAUUUACAGUGGCGGGGGGCCUGUGUUUCGCAACCAGGGAGAGGCCAUGGAGACCGUGCGGAAGAUUCAGGAGCUUGAUGCUCAGGAUGGGGUCUUUGUUAUUUUAGCACAUGACCGCUCGCUCAUGACGAGAAUCCCGAUGUUUCCGAACAAGGUCAAUGGCUGGAGAGAGAUGAGUCUGGGCUCGGGGACCCGAUGGAUGUUUUGUGAAGACUUGAAGCAUGUCAAAUUUUGA
Molecule: messenger RNA, 1044 nt
Organism: Penicillium samsonianum
Lineage: Eukaryota; Fungi; Ascomycota; Eurotiomycetes; Eurotiales; Aspergillaceae
Product: MBL fold metallo-hydrolase
Exons: 3
Coding region: 1-1044 (347 amino acids)
Source: RefSeq, a predicted model, not a curated record